Xyrichtys novacula (pearly razorfish) is the source of this 30867-nucleotide messenger RNA. NCBI's taxonomy places the organism in Eukaryota, Metazoa, Chordata, Actinopteri, Labriformes, Labridae. The record is from the annotation of a GenBank genome assembly.
UCCUCCUCCUCAUCAUCUAUCAGAUACACUGAGGGCUUUCCCUAUACAUACACCAGCCAUGCAAUAAAACACAGCCCCACGUAGAGUGUUCGCUUCUUGUCCCGCCACUAACACACACACAUACACACACAUACACACACACACGUACACCACCACCAUGCAGGCGGCGGGCAUCGGAGCAGCUGAUACCGACGCUGCUGUAAACGGUAGCAGCAGCAGCACCGCAGACGUCGACGACAGCGACGGGGCAGGGGAGAGGAUGGAGAGGACGGUGCCAAGCGAGCAGCAGGACAGAACCAACAACCAGCAGCAGCUACAGCAGCAGCAACAGCAAACGUCCUCAACGACAUCCGGAGUGCUCGGUAAGUGACAGACAAGACAGUUAACACAAAAAUACAGCCAGUGCCCUACGCUUUGUAGGCAACUGUGCUCAUUUACAAAAAAAAGGGGGACGAGGAUGAAGAAAAAUAUGAUGCUUUUGUGCUUGGACGUUGUGGUGCAGUCAUUGAUGCUCGAUGGACUUCAUUGAAUGACUCACGGGAUACUAAAGGGGUCAAUCUUCAGUGAUUGAUUUCGUGCGUCUUUUCAUAGUGCGCAUUCCUUGUCACAGGCCCGUUAAGAGUCCGACUGAAGGGGUCCACAGGUGUAUGCAGGAGUCAUGUGCAUGUCCUGACGGGCUGUGCUGCACUUUUAGGAGUGCAGAAGAAAGAUGGGUUGCAGGCUCAGGUGUCAGCUUUCACUCAGCUGGUGAGGACUUGAGAUGCAUCUCAGUGAUGGUUAAAAAAACACUGGUGUGGAAUUAUUUCUGUAUUAACAUGAUGAGGACCGUUAGCAGCACUGGAAAUGUAUUUUUGUUUUUGGAGAUUUAAGGGGCCCUUGCUUGUCUGUGGGGCCCCUGGAGUUAAGUCGUUUGUCUGUAAAAUAUGACUGCAGUUGGAGAAAUCCCAAUCACAUUUAUUGAUCAGGACUGGCUGUCACACAGACUCACAAAGAUAAAAAUGAACUUCAGACAUUCAGUCAGCCAAAGGGGCUAAUCAAUUACAAUUUCACACUCUGACACCACCAUGAAAAUUUGACUUUUAACCCUUUUCUACAUCUCUCUCAGUAGUAUUAGUGAGAUCACAGGCAGUGGUGCAGAGUAUGACUGAUGAUUUUGCUCAUGACCACAUGAGCUAAAGGCUCCAACUGUUUAUAACAGCUUGAUUCAGCAGUUUUGUAUGGGCGUGGAAUAAUAGUUGUAAUGCAUCUGAUUGUGAAGUGUUACAGCCUUAGCAUCUUUUCCCAAAAUGUCAGUGAAUUGUGAAGAUUGUGCAUAAACUGCAUUGAGUGAACAUGUUUAAUACUGUAAGAUAUUUCAUAAGACUUGGAAGAAAGGGGGCAUGAAGUUGUUUGUAAAAAUUGACAGUGCAAUUUAACUUGCUUAAAGACCUACUCCGACGAAAACCAUGUUUUUCUUGUUUUUUAUUUGUUCGUAUGGCAUUUUUCUGAUGCUACAGGACAUAUCAUGAGAAAACAAAAUGUGGAAUUGCUUUUCUGAGUAUUUCUUCAUUGAAAUCACUGUGAAUCUCUGGCAGACCCAAACGGCAGGUUCAGACACAGUGAGAUUUCAUAUGUAACCAAUCCAAGCUCCGCCCCCCGGAGCCCAGCUAUGCAGGCCAGACUCUGCAUAUAGAGAAGAAAUAGAGAGGAUGAUUGCGGAACAAGCGUGUGCGUUAGCGGAUUGCAAUGCUCAUUAGAAAGCUUAAUGUGAUAUUAGCUUUCAUCGUGUCUAAGAGCUGAAUAGCUCCUAUGUUACCUGCCACUUCUACUACAAUGGCAAUGUAAGGCUACAAGCUAACGUGAAGAUGAGUGAGCAGAGCACCGCCCACAACUCAGAGGCGAAUUGCUAAUGAUCUACCGGAGCUCUGCAGAAGAAAAGUCCUUGAAAAUGACACAGUUUAUGUGAUUUUUGGUAAAAACUUAAUAUUCACCAUUUAAAGACCACUGAGGACACUUUAGUGGAAAAAAAUGAUUGGAGUGGGUCUUUAAUUAUAUUUACUUAAGCAGCUUGUUAAAUUAGAGUUUUUAAAGUAAAAUAAAUAUACAGUUCACUGUAGCCAGAUCUAAUGGCUGGAUUCUCCUUAUGGGCCACAGUUUGAAUAGAUUUGAUUCACUUCCCCAGACAAAAUCAAUAUUAUUAAUAUCCAGUCUACUGUGUUUUGCUGAGUUAUUUAUUUUCCCUUUUAGUUGCAUUUCAUGGAUCAUGGAGACACCUGCUGUAAGAAUUCUUUGUGUAACAAUAAAAAAUAACAACCAAAUCCAGUUUUUAUAAAAAAAAAAUGUUGGUUUUAGGAAAAUCACACAAAGUGAUGACAGCAGUAGAUGAUGAACCAUCUGUGUCUGACUGUGUAUGAUGCCUUCUUUUUGUGGGUACACAACUAGCAUAAUAAAUACUAUGUCUGCUGCUCUUUUUUGAUGCACAAUGAAUGUAUUUCAGAGAGAUAGGGUUAGUAAAUUAUGUCAUCAUACAUGUGAAUGUUCUCUCUGGAGAAAUAAAGUGCUGCUUCCUUACCAACAUAGCAUAAACGUGGAUAAGUCUACAUGUAGAGUGACCUUUAUGUGACAAUCAUAGAGACAGUCACUCAGUUAGCGUUCAGGAACAUGCAGUACAUGACAAAUCAAAGUGGCACUAUAUGUGUCAGUGGCAUGGCUUGAAUUGUGUAAGUAUUUCAUGCACACAAACACAAACAUGGUCAAACACAGAUCGAUCAGCAGAGGUGCGUGUCUUGUUUUAAUGGCUGCUUUACAGAAUGGGGAACAUGAUCCAUUGGCAUUGUUUCUUUGUAUUUACUGAGGGUGCAGCACAGUGAGUGUGAAGGUUGCGUGCUGCUAUUAAACUUCGUAGUGUAACAGAGAGGAGACAGCAGCUUUUAAUAAGAGGGAUAUGACGUGCCGUGGAUGAUGUGCUAAUGCAGUUACUCUGCAGAAAGUGAAAUCCUAAUCCUUGUAUUUACUGAGUGUCACAUUAAGACUCAGUGAAGAGAUCUAUCUAUCACUGGGGCCGUUUGGCCUGCGUCAGACAGAGAGUGUGACUUUCGAGUGAAAACCAACACGUGAAAGACGAUAAGUAAAACUGAUGACCUCUCAUAUUUCACUGUACUGUGAAGAAGUGGGAUAACACUGCUGUGGGAGUCUGUUGCUUUAGCUUAAUUGAAUACUUUAAGAGAUUGACUUGAAAGGCCAGUUUUCUGCUAUUUGCACAACUCUCUGUUUAGACAGAUUACUUGUUUGUUUAGAGCUCACUGAUUUCGCUGAGAGACAUGUGACUGGUGCUGCACUGUCAACCUUCACGCUGGCUGAACAAUUGUUUCGGACAUUUCUGUCUUUUUGUCAGGGAAGGACAGAAAACAUGUUGGAGGAAGAACUUUGGGAUGAGCAGCAGUGGGAGUAAUGUGUAAUCCUGUCAUCUGUGCCCUUGAUCGUCCUGAUGAGAAAUUAUCACCAGCUGCCUGCCCGUCUUUGUCCCCGUCCAGGCCUUAGUCAGACUUUAUUAACCUCAUUUUGACUUACCUCUACCUUCUCACCCUUCUGCUAUUUUUUCUUUUUUUCAAUUUUAGAUAAACUGUUUGGGAAGCGUUUCCUGCAGGCCAGACACUACAUUAUGUCCCGCAAGUCCUGGCUGAAGAUGGUGCCCACUGAAAACUGUGAUAUCCUGAUGACAUUCCCAGGUACAGUAAGCUCCAGUCCUCUCUGUCCUCCUCCCUGUGACAGAUCAGCCCACUGUACAGAGAACAGAGGAUCCUCAUUAAAUGUGUUUAGCCACUCUGAAGGAUCACGGGAACUUUAAAAGGUCUCUUGGGAGCUCUAACUCUCGCCCAUUUCAUGGUUUUGGGCCUACAUACAAGCCUGCCCUUCAGUAUUUUAAAACAAGAGAAAAAAAAGCUUUAUGGAUACAAAGCACGACUUGUAUAUUCAGCUACAUCAGUGAUAGGCUUUGUCUUUAGAGGCUGGAUACUAUUAGAUUUAUUUGACAGCUUUUUCCCUGAAGAAGAAACCUCUGUAUCCGCAUCCUGACCUGCCAGCUUUAUUCUGCGUGUCUCAUUUUGUCCAAAUGUGAGAAAUUCCUUUGCUAGGGGUUAUUAUGAAUUAGACAGUUUUCAGGUUGUGACAGGCAUGCAUAUUUUCAAAAAUAGCUUUGUGUUGUAGUAUUAAAAUGAGUAAGCAGUAUAAGCAUCAAUGUGGACCUCGGUUUUAACUAUUUACUUUUUAAUAAUGAGUAGAAAUCAGUCACAUAUCUGAAACUUAACAUCAGGAAAUUUACAGUAUAUUAACAAAUUUUGCCCGAGAACAACAUAUGAAAAAAAAAAAAGCAAUAUUGAAGAAAAACAUCAUAAGGAACUGUUUGUGUGGCUGACCUGCUGAAAGAAAUAUGUUCCACCAGAUUCUGAAUUCAACUGAAGUCAAUGCAUUCAGUUUUCUUAAUCACAGAUUACCAAAAGGAUCAAUUUCAGUGGAUCAGUUUAUAUCUACACUAAAAACACAGGUCUGCAUUUUGUCCUUUGCUUUAAAUCUUUCCUACAUCACUUUAAAACAUCACUUUUUACUCUAAAACUAUACAUUUGUUUGCCUUUUGUUUUCUUUAAUGUUGUUCUCAUGUCUGUUUUUUGGUUUUGCCUUCUUAUGUACUAGCAGCAUUGAGCAAUGUUUGACUAUCCCUAAAGUUACAGUAGGGGAUCUUCAGUCAUUAGCUCCAUUAUUGUAGGGGUCCUGGGCUGAAAAGUUUGGGAACCCCUGCAUUAAAGGCAGAUUGUUUGAACUAAUAUUUGUGGGAGUAGAAGGCAGAGUUUGGAAGUAAAAGCAUCUCCAUCUACGGCAGUAGCUCAGGAGGUAGAGCUGUUGUCCAAUAACCGGAAGGUUGGUGGUCCGAACUCCGCCCUAUCCCAAGUCUGUCCGUUGUGUCCUUGGGCAAGACACUUAACCCACCUUGCUCCCAGUGUUUGUUCUCCACCAAUGUAUGAUUGUGAGUGUUGUGUGGUGGUGGUCAGAGAGGCCACCAAGGUGUGACUGUGUGAGCGAAUGAAUGAUGUAUCCAAUGUAAAGCGCUUUGAGGUCACUGACAAAGAGCGCUAUAAAAUUGGAUGCAUUAUUAUUAUUAUUAUUAUUAUUAUUAUGGUUGGCUCAAGAUUCAUUUAAAUGUUAUACGCUCAUGAAAAGUUUUCAAGUUGCUUGUUAAUGGGAGUCCCUCUUAGCAUGAAGUCCUCCCUGUAAGGUGAGGUGCAGUUGGGGUUGGGGGGUGGAUCGAGGAGGCAGGACAUGACAUGUGACAUGAUGCACUAAAAGCUAUGUGAAAUGUUAACAACAAUCCAGCUGACAAAGCCACAGGACCCUCCUCUAUGUCAGUGUCAUAUCGGUUGUGCAGAUGUCUUUGCCGUUUUUGUCUUGAAAUUGUUUUCAUCUUCAACUGCUGGUGUUUUUACUCAUCCUGUUUUGAGUGGCUCCAAUGGGUUCACACCUGGUGUAUGAUAUAUAAACGUCACUUGCAGGGAAUUUUUUGCUGCCUUCUCUCAUUGUAGAUGGGCACUGAGCAGGAGUGACCUUUUAUUGUCACUGCUACCCCACUUCUCUGUGGCACUGCUGCCAGAGCGCUCAGAAAGAUGAGUUCAGCUCAGCCUCUUCAUGCAGCAGAAAACUCAUUACCUGCCCCCGAGGGAGCAUAUGGGGAACAGUGUGUGACUUCAAAAUUCAGAGUGAAUGUAAAAAAAAACUGGUAUUUCAAAGUACUUUAAUGCUGAAUUUCCUCUGCUGCAGAUACCAUAGAUGACCACACUCUGCUCUGGCUCCUGAAUCAGAUCCGUGUUGGGAUCCCACAGGUCAGCAUUCAAGUCCGACAGCAUAAACACGCCCAGACACACGCCUUCUUCAUCACGACAACAUUCGAGAAGUAAGCCUCUGAAAAUAACACUGUAUGUUUAUGUGUGGGUUGUGUUUCUUUGAACUGCUCUGAGUGAAGACAUCUGAGUUUGUUUUCACUUUUCAGAGCAACAAACAGUGUCAUCUUUUCUCAGUUUCAAGACUGAGGUUAGAAGACAGCAAGACCUGUUAGUUAGGAUUUUCUUCCUGUUAGUUCAUAAGAGCAUUUUAUAAGCAAUGUUUAUCUGCAUUUGAAUGUUUAACUAGAAAGUUUGACUGACCAUCUGACUAGUCUUAAGGUAAGAAAACACUCAGAAAAUGGUCAAACAGGGGCCUAUUCUACGAAACAAGUUCGACCUAGCGAGGUAGCCUUGGAGCUACCUCGCACAACUUAGCGCGGUAGCCAGUGGUCUUGCUAAACGGUCUUACGACACUGGUUAUCAACCUUGUAAGUGGAUCCAGCUUUGCUAUGAGCGCAUGUAAGGCGGAGCCCGCCGCAUCUGACCAAUCACGAACAUGGACCAGUCUGGAGAGUGAAGGACCGUGUACUUUACAAACAAGGAGCAGGAGACGAUCAUGAGAAAGUAUGAAGAAUUCAAAUCUAUCAUAAACCUCAAAGGCAACACCGUCGCCACUGCAAAAGCACAGAAUAAAUGCUGGCAGAAAAUUAAUCUUUGAUGCCAUUAUCACCCUGAAAUAGCACUGUUCAACAUGCGCUUUUAACAUGCACCAGACAUGUCUAAUUCAUUUCCAAGAUGAUUUAAUUCAUUUGUUCAUUCCUAUCGUGUUUACAUUUUUUUGUGAAAUGUCGGCCAUAUGAGUCUUUCAUAAAGGUGGUCAUCCGGAAAAGUUAGUGUGUCCGUGCGGUCCCUGAAGACUCUUGCGCGCCGGAGUGCUCCUCGGGCAAAGUGAGCACCGAGGUUUAUAGGAUCCUCCAAGAACGGACAAGCCAUUUUUCGAGAGAGCUCAUUGGUCAGUGGACGGGGUUUUUGUACUCUGUGAGUUCAAUCUGGAGCCUAACCUGCCCCGGAGCAGGUUAGCCAUUCAGCGUACGUUGCCAUGGAGACUCACCUCACUAAACAGUGAACCCGUGUCGUAAAACAGGAAACCCCGAGCUUACCCUCGAAGCCAAGUGUGGCUUAAGUAAGCAGAGCUUGCACUCUUCAUCCUCCUUACAUCCACAUGCCUGUGCUGGUUUUACAUUGACCUGGUUGAGUGUGCCAGUUUGCCAGAUGCAGUCUAUAUGAAUGUUUAUCUUCAUUUUCUAGAUCAAAAUAAGGCCAAACCAUGACACACUUGGAGAUGCCACCUGUGUUUACACCUUGGUCCAGAGCAUUAUAGCCUCAUGUGUUACAGCUCGGUGACAACAUUUCAGUCAACAACAAAAAUGAUAUAAAUAUUCAUGAAUCAUAAAAUUCCAUUAGAUGUGAUGAAAUAUCAGUAGUGCUAAAAAACAUCAAAUAUGGAGUGUUAGUUUGGCUUAGUGGUGUAUUAGAAAUGAAUCUCUUCUUAUGAAUAGAGAUCCCUUCACACAGCCACAUUGUCUUUGAGUUGUUUUGUUCUUGCAGCAAAGGAGCAAAAAUGUGCCUCUGGUGGGAAUGAGAGGUUGCUUGCACGGUAUUUCUCUUGUGUGGUGUGUGUGUGGUCUAAAAUGUGUUGCUCAUCUGUCGAAUGUAAAUAUCAUUCUGCGGCUGCAGCUGCUGUUUCUGUGGUCUAUCGCUGUGGAAGGCUGUUGUUGGCUCGAGCAGCUCACUUAAGAGGUGUGGAGGCGCUUGCAGUGAGUUGCUGAACCCAGGUUACCCUUUCUACCACUGUGUGAGUCACUGUGAGCACUAGUGACCCUUCCAACAUCUGUGUCUCCAACUCUUUCUUUAUGAGCACAAAGACACCUGGAAUGGGGAUGUAGAUGCGGGAGGAAGAGCAGAUGAGACUUGCCAUCUAAUGUUAGAAAGAGAUUUAGAGAGGUUGUUACAGUAUGUCAACAAAGCAUCUUUACACAAAGUUGUAUCAGAGGUGCCUUCCUUCUAAGCUGGACCCCAGAAAUGGUGGAGCUUCAAAAAGGAUAUUGUAAGGAGAAAGAUCACACCAUGUACGUUUGUUCUUAUUCUCAAGUACAUCAGCAUGAUAGGCAGGGCUUUUGUCCACUGUAAGUUCAUUUCUUCACAGCUUUUGGCCAAAUUACCUUUCAAGAUAUAGUUCUCUCACUCAGUAGCUCCACCUGCUUGAGAAAAAUAUACACAUUUUUUCUGAGAUCAGUGCCUAGGAAGUCAGACACUUGGUCAGGUGCUUCUUUGCAAAAUGUGCACCAUUUUCUCAGGGACCUCCCACUGUGGAAUGAUCUCAAUUAAGAGCAGCACAACUGCUGCUGUUUGAUUUUUAGCAGGAAAAGCUUCAACCCAUUUCGACCACGUCAACCAUUACUAGACUGUUUCUUUUCUAUGUGGUUCAAGUAAUAAAAACAUGUUGAAAUGGCCUGUUGGGUGGUGGACGUGCUGCAGCGUGAUGCAAUGGCCUUGUUCUGCCUGUGUUGUAUGACUUGCAGUAUUCAAGAGCAAACCACUUGCUAUCUACAGCUGAUCAUCUUUAGACACAUGAUCUAACCCAUGUGCCAACUUAGCAUAACAAUGACAGAGUACUAAGGCAGGGCUUUCUUACAGGAGAGAUCCAACCACCCUCCUUUUGAUGAAAGCCUUCUCUCUGCCACUGUUGUUUUUUAGUCUGUGUAGAAAAAGAAAGUAUGUCAGAUAGGUCUGAGGUAGUAGUGGUCCAUGGUGACUCAGAAAACCUGUGAAGUGGGAGGGGGGACUGUUCAGGUUGCGGCCUAAGCAGCUGUAUCCGCCCUGGCAUUCCCCUCAGAAACUUGGUCAGCCUGGUAACAGAAUGGCUGAGAGCAAGUUCGAGAUUGUUUUAUGAUGCAGCAUAAGUUUACUGUCUCAUUUCCAGAAUAUCCUGUGCUUACAAAGCACUCCAAAAUCAUGAACAACACCAAAUGCAUACCUGGAGUCAGUGUAGACAGUUGCAGACUUAUCUUUAACCAGUUUGCACGAUUCUGUCUCAUCACAAGCUCUGCUGCCUGUGCUGAGUUAUAACAAGAGUGCAACACAACAACGAGGUUCACCAUCAGAGGGCAGAGGCAGAGAGAUGCAGGGUUGAGUGUGGUGGGUCUUUUCACUGUGACGUUUGGCAACUCUAGCAAGGUGGUAUGAUACCUCAGCCAGUGUGCAGGUGUCAAAUGUGGUGAUUUCUGUUUAGCCAGUAUACUGGAGAGUAAGGGGCCUAUAGAGUUAGAGGAGAGUAACCAGGACUGCUUUCUCUGCUGCCACCACAGCUCUCAGACAAGGGGGGAGAUCUGCAGCUACUGGAUCUAAUUUAACAAAGGAAUAAGCAACAGGUCUCAAUUUAUCACCAUGUUUUUGUUGCAAGACAGACGUCAUGCAGACAGAUUUUUAAUCAACACACUGGACAAACAGCUUGUCAGGAUUGUGUAGGAGUGCAAAGCUUUGCAUCGUGCACAUGUAGGGGCCGCUAACAAAAUUUCAUCAACAUAUUGUAGGAGACAAAGAUAGAGUGGACAAGCUACAACCAAGAGCUGGGUUAUAGAUUGUUGGAUCCUCAGUGAAGCCCUGGCAUAACCAGGUGAAAGUGUAACACUUGCCAUUGAAAGUGAAAGCAAACCAGAGCUGUGAAUCCAAAGCAUUGAAAAACCAUUGUGAGCCCCCUGGAACAGUGUAAGGGUUUAACACAUUUAUAACAUGUGACUGCACAGGGUCAGUCACAGCUUGCAAGUCUUGGACUCAUCAGGUUGGCCUGGAGGUCUAAUUUUCUUGAUUGGAAAUAUGGAUGUCUGAACAGAAGAGUCAUCACAUAAUUACUCCAGUAAUGACUUAAAAACAGGAGCAAUUCCCUGUUUGACCUGAGGCCUGUAGCCAGAUUUAAUCAAUCAAUCAAUCAAUCAAUCAAAUUUUAUUUAUAUAGCGCCAAUUCACAACAGUCGUCAUCUCAAGACGCUUUUCAAGGAACAAGAGCAGGUCUGGACCACGCUCAUUGUUUGAUGAUCAAGAACCAACCUAAGAUGGGUUUUGGCCCAUCUCAACUAACAUGAGUUACAGUGGCAAGGAAAAACUUCCUUUUAACAGGCAGAAACCUUGGGCAGGACCAGCCUCAUGCUAGACAGCCACCAUGCCGCUGCUGGGUUGGGGAGGAAUUUAAGUGUGAUAGUGAUUGGUUUGCAGUUCUUACUGAGACCAACAUCAAGAUCAGAUGUCAUCAGAUGUCAGAUGCCCACAGAUAAGAUGGGAUGACUGCAUGUCGUAGAGAGAUACAGUGACUCCAGGUUCAAUUCCAACCUGUGGCCUCUUUUUCUUUCCCACUCUUACUCUCUCUCAGUUUCCUGAUCUACUGCCCUUUCCCCUCCGAAAAAAGGCAGAGAAUCCCAUAAAUACCCCUUGAAAAAUACAGCAAUGUUAAGACUAUUGAUAAUUCGUUAAACCAGCUAGGAAUUUUAAUGGAGGUGACGAUGUUUUAUUGUGUUGUCCACUUGAGACUCGUGGUCCAGUCCAAGUACAGUUUUUCAAAGCCUGAUGCCGAUACUGAUUAUGAGAGAGCAGGGUGGUCUAUGGCCAAUAUACAAUGCUGAUAUCUCCUUUUUUUUUUUUUUUUUUGACAAAGUGCAAAAAUGUAACAACAACAAAUAAAAAGUGCUGUAUUUUGGUGAAUAUUUAAUAAAAUUUAUGUAGAUAGAAAGAUAUUUGUCUCAGAUAAAUUUCGCCUGAAGGGACUCAAGGGUCCAGCAGUCUGAAAUUAUUAAGAAAGAAAAAUAGUAUAAGUUAAAUGCUGAGAUGAAAACCAGGGCUGUUCUUCUGGGAGAAACUUGGCGCCAGAUGAUGGACUUAGCUUUGCGUACAGAGAGGAAACAACUAUCUUCAGAUAGUCAAAACCAAGGUGAGGGUCAUCAGUUCCAGUUUUGCGUGUUGAUGUGUGCACUCUGAACUCGCUUAAUCCGUCACACAUCUGCAGUCCAGCCUGAUAAACUGAGUUUUAGUGGAUGUCCACCAUCAGAUAUAAUCCUGCUCCUCACUCACCCUGUGCCCUCUCCCUCAGCUUACUGCGGGGAGCCGAGCAGAUGGGCAUGCACAAGGCAGUCAAACCGCAGUUUGGCGGAGGGAUGCGCCGCUUCUCCUGUGAGGAAGACAACAUCUACGAGAACAUCGAGAGUGAGCUGUGCUUCUUCACCUCACAGGUGUGGGAUUAUUGUUGACAGUAUAUACACUGUCUGUAAUUUUAUACACGGUCUGGAAUUUAUUUCUCUGUCUCUCGUUGCAAUGCUUCCCAGGAGCGUCAGAGCAUCAUUAAGUAUUGGCUGGACAAUCUGCGAGCCAAACAAGGGGAGGUGCUUCACAACAUUCACUUCCUGGAGGGACAGCCUAUCAGUAAUGCCCACAUUUCUGAUUUAUGAUGACUAAUCGUUUUAAAAGCUUAUUCUUUCAUUCAGGCUCAUUCAAGCACCUUGUUCAGUAAAUUUCAUACAAAAUGUUCCCUUUGAUUAAUUUACAAUGAAGUUGGCUGUGGUACAAACAACAUAUAAAUCUGAGGCCUUUAUUCACAGAUGCUCAAAUAUUGUUUCUCAUGUUGUUUGGAAGGUCUUUUUUUAUGUGUUAUGUGCAGAAAUCAGGUGUAAGUUUAAUGUUUUGUUGUCUACAGUACCAGAGCUGGUGGCUCGAGGGGUGAUCCAGCAGAUGUUUCCUCUCCAUGAACAGAGGAUCCUCAACCAGCUGAUGACAUCCUGGGUCCAGGCUGUUUGUGAGAGGCAGCCUCUGGGUGAGAGUUUCCUCAUUAGAUUUAGAGUAGUAAUCAGCAGGACGGUAUCUUAUUUACUCAUGCAGGGAAAUACAGUCUGCUGCUGUUUGUGUAACUGUGUCAAAUUCUUUCUGCUUUGUAGAUGACAUCUGUGACUACUUUGGAGUGAAGAUCGGCAUGUAUUUUGCUUGGCUGGGUUUCUACACCAACUCAAUGCUUUACCCCGCAGUCAUUGGAUUCCUGCUGUGGAUACUGGCAGAGGCUGACCAGGUACUUUACAAACACCUGAAACAUCAGUGAAACUGCCCUCUAACUGUUGGAUCUAUUUGCGCUCUCUCAGCUGUUUUAUGUCUUGAGAGUCAGGAUUUUCACAGACUUUGAUGCCUCAUUUGUUGCUUGUCCUGCUGCAUUGAUGUGAUUGUCUUUGUGUGUUUUAAGGUGACAAGAAAGGGAAUUUACAACAAGUUGACACAUCAAAAUAUCCACAUCUAAUAUUCACUUUUGCAGUGUGUCAGGAUCAAUUUCACUAAGCUUUGGUGUCUUUAAAUCUUCUCACUCUUUCUAACAGACCAGUCAGGAUAUCUGCUGCGUGGUUUUUGCCCUCUUCAAUGUCGUGUGGGCGACGCUGUUUCUGGAGCGGUGGAAGAGGCGGGAGGCAGAGCUUUCCUACAGGUGGGGGACCCUGGACACCCCCACUGAGUCCCUAGAGGAGCCCAGACCACAGUUCAGGGUGAGAAGAUUGAUGCUUGAGUUUGAGUGUGCAUGGAUGAAAAAGCUGUAGUGGGUGAAGAAAGACUUCUCCUCCUCAUAUCCUGCAGCAUUUGCUCAGUUAGACCUACAGUCACAGUCCCACUCUGUUCAAAUGGUUAGUAGACCUCUUAAGUUCUCCAAAACUUUCACUAAUCAGCAGUCACAUUAGUUGGAGUUUCUUUUCCACGUGAAGCUGUUUAUUUGGUCUACUUGAAUGUUUUAUUAGGGAGCAGUUGCGCAACCCUGUAGUGAAGGAGUGGCACACAAUACCAGGAAACACGGCUGUGUUUACAAGUGCAGCGUGUCUUCACUCCCCACGUGCUCUGAAAGGGAAGAGGAAAUGGGUCUCAGAGACCUUCACCCACCCAACCCCCACCCCCAGCCCACCCCCUGUUGUGUAGAUCAAAUAGGGGAGGGCAACAGAGGGGCCUAGUUUGAAAAAAACAUGGGGGUUCAUAGUCUUCCAAGCCCGGCUAGCUCAGUCGGUAGAGCAUGAGACUCUUAAUCUCAGGGUCGUGGGUUCGAGCCCCACGUUGGGCGCAAAUGUUUUAGGGGGGCAUUUCUACCAGAUGAAGUAUGGUUACCCAACAAGAUAAGACCAAGAAAGUAAGAAAUAAGUUCAGACACAACCCUCUGGGAGACACAACACAAACUGUAUCUUUGAAAGAAGAAUUCAAUGAAUGCAGUGAUAAUCUGAAACAGGAAAAUCUGCAAAUUAGCAGCCGUUUUCAGCCCAAAUAUAUCCAGUCUACUCUCCAAGUAAUGAGAUAGAAAUAGUGAUUUUUAUUUAACCAAGCCUCCCCUUGGCUGUUCUUUCCUCUUCUGCUGUCUCUGCAGGGAGUAAAGCGCUGGAGUCCCAUAACGGGCUGUGAGGAGUUCUACUAUCCGCCCUGGAAAAGAGCUUUGUUUAGAUGGCUGGUCAGCCUGCCCAUCUGCCUCCUCUGUCUCUGCUUUGUCUUCCUCGCUAUGCUGCUCUGCCUGGAACUGCAGGUCUGAAUACUUGACACAGCAUGAAAGUUAUGCAAGACACGGGAUUGAAAACGGGGCUGAUAUUGUUUGGACAUGUUUCUCUUGAAAGGUGUAAACCUGCUCCUAAUAAAAUAACUGAAACAGCAUUAAAAAAGAAGGAGUAAAUAAAGUGCAGCCUUAAAACUUUUAAUGAGAACAAUGAAUACACAAACCUAACCUUUAUAUCAUGUCUUCAGACAGUUUAAUAAAGCGCUUUCAAUUUUACCUCAUGCCAUUUCAUUUAGUUUCAUGGCUGUGUAAAAAUAGCAAUGGGACCCGAGAGAACAGAUAAGAAUGAAUAGGACUCAUUUAAAAUUUAUAAUGCUUCUAAUGCACCUUGCAGGAAGUAGUGAUGGAGAUCCAGGAGCUACCUGGUAUCACAAGAUUCAUUCCUAAGAUACUGCUGGCCCUAACAGUGACCGUAUGUGAUGAGGUGUAUAAGAAGAUUGCUUAUUGGCUCAAUGACAUGGGUGAGAGACUUGAAACAUACUCAGCACAGUUAUGAGUUAUUUGAUUCUGUGUAUGUGUGACUCUGUAAGACUCUGUAAGAAAUUAAAUGAAAGUGUCCAGAACUGUCAUUUAGGUUAAGUGGUCACUUACUCCUCCUUCUGUCUCUUGUCUUUUCCUUUAGAGGUCAGUGAGGCACUUAAAAGAUAAAACCUUUUACUGUCAUCCAUUUACAAAUGCUGUUCUUGUAUUUAUUUCCUUUUCCAGAGAAUUACAGACUUCAGAGUGCCUAUGAGAACAAUCUCAUUAUCAAGAUGGUUUUUGUGAGUCAUUCUUUCUCUGCACUUUGGGGUUGAAAAGAGACAGUUCAUCUUGUCCUAUCAAGUGUCUGACUUCCUGUAAUGUUUCCUUCCUGUCGUUGUUUUACAGUUUGAAUUCAUCAAUUCUUACCUAAGCCUUUUCUACAUUGGAUUCUACCUCAAGGAUAUGGAACGAUUAAAAGAGGUGAUGAUAAGAGUUUGCAGUAACACAGACAUGAAUACAAAGUGUAGAUCUUUGAGUUCCUGAUGGUUUGUUGUAAAGGGGCAUUUCAGACAAAACAGACCUCGGAUUCCUGCUGCUUUACUGUCUGUCAAGUUUUCUACUCUCACAAGCCAAACAAUACAGUCAGCUUUAAAGGCUGUCAGUUUACCGAUGGUCUUCUUUUUUGAUAGAGUAGGAUAAAAGCAUCAUUGGAGGCAACAGUCAGUUCUGGAGCUGUACUGGUUGCUAGAAACACAGAUUUUCAGAGUUGUUAUGUUUAGAGACAAAAAUCUUGUAAUAUUGGUCUGAAAUGUCCUCUUAAUGGCCUCAUAUUUGACACUUUGUUCAAAUAUGAGACUAAAAGUGCAACCCUUAGGCUAAAAACAUAUCUUAAAGACAAACAAAAAGAGAAAUUCAGUCGUUGUAAAAAGCAAAGUUGUUGUAUUUUUGCUACAGAUAAUCAUGAUUUUCAAUUUAUUUCUCUCACACAAACCUCAUUAAGCUAUCUGGGCUACACACAUGCCAAGAAGUUAUAAUCUUAAACUAAUAUAAAGUUAUACUAUAUGAGGAUAAUAUAAAGUCAAUAUCUUCUUUUUAAAAGAUACUUUUCUUUUAUAUUGUCAAGAUGAAGAUUAAGCUGUUUUAUCAUUAAAGGGUAAUUCUGGCGUAAGUUUAAGUCAUGGUCAAACACACCAUAACACCGAGUUAGACACCCCAUAGAGAGAUGAGUAGUGCUGACUGCUUGCUUCCCUAGUUAUACCAACUUUAGCAACGACCACACGAUAGCAAAACACAGUGGUCGAUGUCUCCACAUGCAAACUGCAACCAAAAAGCCACUCAUAGCCACAAAUAACGCUCCAAACAGCAUCUAACUUCAUCAACAGUACAUAUAGGGUUCCAGCACAUAGUACUAGCCGUGAACAUUUCCUCUAACUAACUAAAGCUGAAGGUGUUACAUUUGUGGUGUGAAAAUCGGUCAGUAAGAGGUGCAGUGGAUGGUUAGCUACCUUCAAUCUGUUUCAGAUUUGUGAAAAGCUAAAUAAAAUUCCAAAUUCUUAGAAUACAGUUAUUGUUUUUACACCUCAGGAAAAAUAAAAAAGUAUAAAACAAAAUAAAUGGAGUCCUGUUGGCCUGGUUACAAGCUUGUCAGCAGGAUGAUUGAACAGCUCAGUAGCUUGAAUAACAAUGAAACAGUAGAAAAAAAGCUUCAACAGCCAAAUCUGAAAGAUUUUAGAUUGAAGCAAUGAUGUGUUUCACUGCUAAUGGAUGAGUUACAGUCUUUUUUUAUGCCUAAUACAGUGUCAGAUGCUGUCAUGUCAGGCAGAAAAAUGGUAUGUAUGGUAUAUACUUUUGUGAUGCAGUUACAAAGUUUAUCUUUCCCACAGAUGCUAGCCACCCUGCUGAUCUUCCGCCAGUUCCUACAAAACAUCAAAGAGGUCCUCCAGCCUUAUCUCUAUGAACAAAACAAGCUGGGUGUUUUCACCCCAAAGGUGCUGUGGGAACUCCUCCAAGCCAUCAUCCUUAAAUAUGGUCGCCUGGCUUUGGGAAAAGCUCAAGCCUCAAUGACUGCCUACUCCUUCUUGGGUCCCAAAGGCAUCCCUGUCAGUCACACAGCUAAUGGUAAUCCUGAGCCAAGGAGACGAGGGGAUCUGAAAGCCGGAUUCAGGCUGUCAGAGGAAGAGUGGGACAUGAGUGACAGCAAUCUGAAGCAGCGUAAAGUCAGCUUUACAGAGAAGGUUGACUACCAGGACCUGACAACAGAGACGCAGCCAGUGUUUGACAGCUUCCUCGAGGACAGUCCCACCAUGGUAGAGGAGGGGAUGGACCCGUCCAGCAUAUUUGACAGCUGUGAUGAUGACAGUGAUUGCGAAUCGCUGAGUCAAGUAUGUGGUCUCCUUACUUUUAUGAUUCAUUAUGCUAUGUGUGUACGUUUGUGAUUUUUAAUCUGAGCACAUGAUUUAUUCAGAUUUAGUGAACUAUUUCCUCUGAACUGGGUAGUUUCACAUGCAUUCAUUCAGAGCUAUCACAGCAACAAUAGAAAAUAAGCUUUAAUGAUUAUAAAAUUGAUAUUUCUAAAUACAGAAACCAUAUUGAUUUUGCUUACAAACCAGAGCCUCAUGGGAAAUGGUUUAUGCAGCGGUGGCAUGAUGUAGUGAACACACGUGUUUGAACAGCCUUCAUGUGCUAUUUGCGUUUUCACUUAAGUCUACUCAAACCACAAACACAAAGAAAGCUAUUGUCCUCAUGUGUACCUCAUGACUGAUACUUAAAAGACCGUUGGAAAAUUUCCCUUCAAAAGUCACAAUGAAAGUUACGAAGCACUGCUUGAAGCCCAACUAUCUCCCGAUGAAGACCUGUGGGUGAAAAGGCUGAAGUUUGAUAAAGUAAUUGUGGUGUGUAGCAAGUGUGUGGACCAACUUCUUACUGAUGUUUUUUUUGUUUCCCUGUACUUAUAAUCACAACCUUCUUAGUAAAUUUAAUCCAGCUCCUAGCCAGGCAGGUAGCCAAUCUUGGUUAAUGGGAUAACCAAGAAGACCGAGUUGGUAAUAUCACCUACGGCUGACUUGGCUUUGACAAGCUCUUUAACUCAAGCAUGCAUAAAGUGCACAAAGCCUGAUGAAGAAUGACUGUAGAUGAAGAAUGCACACUGUCUCAUCAUGUUCAUUCAGGCAAACAUUCACAGUGACUCAACGUAGUUGCCAACGAACUCUAUUCAACAAAUAAGAGGCUUGCAAAUAAGAUGCUUUGCCAUAUAUUUUUAUUCUUGUAGGUUUUGUCAUUGUUUUGUUUUACAUAUUAGUUAUCAAAAGAAGCCCACUGGUCUUACUUUCUAAACUAACCCCUGCUUCAUCCUAGAUACAAUAGUAAUGCCUAUGUGUAACUUUGCCAGGGCUAAGCUUGAAUACAAAGUUAAACCCAGCUGCUGUUCUGGUCCCCUCAGGAGGGCUAGCCAACCUUUAGGAAACCAAUAGGCUAAGUAACUCCUUGAUGACUAAUGUGGAUUACCAUCUAUAACAUCCAGGGCGAUAAUCCACUACAAACCGUUAUUUUAUCAUGAUGUACAAGACACAUACAAAAAAAAAAUGCUGUCCUUUUUAAAAAAAAUGAAUCACUACGUUUUUAUAGUUCCGUUUUUUUGUUUUGGUAACUCUUAAUUUGGAUAGUUCAUCUGUUGACACUCUACAUGCUAUCAGUACAUACUGUAUUAAGUUAAAUAUCAAUCGUUUUUGCUUUAAUUUGGAUAGUCUUAACACAUUCUCUGCAAAUACUAGUUGAGUCUGCUGAUGGUUACGAUUUACCGAUGAAUUUAGUGUAAUUGAUUGUCAAUAGUGAAAGAGUUGAACAUGCACUGGUAACUUGCUGAAAAUUAGUGAACAACCUUUUGCACAAAACGAAACGAUGCUCAGGAGAGUUAUUUCGAAAUGUUGCAAGUUGAACUGCACCUGGAGUCUACAGACCGUUAGUUUAAUGCAUGUUGCAUUUAGUCAUGUUGAAUAUCAGCUGAAAUAGUGUUGACAUUUAGCUUCAGCUCUAAGUUAAAUGCAUCUUACUUGUCCGUUAAAAAGAAGUUUGUUGAAUGUCAACUGACACAUUGUAGACACAUCACUGCAGAUCUACUGAUAUUAUGUAUAAAGUGUCAACAGGUGGACUGUUAAAAAAAAGGGUUGCCAUUCUUUUCAAUACAUGUCAAUUAAUCAAGUGACAACAUGACUGAAGAGUUUGGUUCAAACCAGUCUCUUGUUCGUGACUGCAGAAUGUAAGGUAUCUCAGUGUACACUAGAGGAAGUAUCGUAGUCUAAUGUUUACUUUAGCAGGAGACCAAGGAUCAUGCCACUGUGUCCUCUCCAAAGGAAUCUGAAUCUCUCUGUCAGAGAAGAAAAAAUGCAGGUGAGGGGAAAGAAGAGAAGAAGUCGUGGAUCGAUCCACCGGAAGAGCCUAAAACUGUCACACUGACCCAAGCAGAGAUUGAGAGCUGUAUGCAGACUUACGAGGUGAGGAAUGUUACCUUUUACUAACUGUAACAAAUCCAAUAGAACCAUUUCUCUUCAAAUGUCUUAUGAUCCCAACAGGACACACUUCAGGACUACCAGGAGAUGUUCAUCCAGUUUGGCUAUGUGGUGCUCUUCUCCUCUGCAUUUCCCCUAGCGGCCAUGUGUGCUCUUAUCAACAACAUCAUUGAGAUCCGCAGUGAUGCGUUGAAGCUCUGCACCGGCCUGCAGAGACCUUUUGGACAGAGGGUGGAGAACAUCGGACAGUGGCAGGUCGGUUUGUUUUAUCAUGAGAAGUGUCAGCAGAGCUUCGAAGCUACAUUGUCUUAAAGUCUCUAUCUCUUUCUUUAACAUCAGACUGCGAUGGAGGCCAUGGGCUUGAUCGCCAUCAUAGUAAACUGUUACCUGAUUGGUCAGUGCGGACAGCUGCAGCGGUUGUUCCCCUGGUUGAGUCCUGAGAUGACGAUAAUCUCCAUUGUGCUGUUGGAGGUAUGAACUGUACUGUCUUUCAUUAAUGCAGGUUUGUCCAUGAUGGUAGACUGUGGUUCUCCUUCCAAGAUGAUACUUUUUAUCCUACAAAAGAAAUACAAACAUGCAUGGCCUGCCAUUUUUGUCUAAUUUGUAAAUCCUUCAAAUAUCUCCUGAAUAAUCAUUGGAGUAGAGUGUUCAGUUUUUUGGGGGGGAUUGUGAAGUUAAUUGUGCCUUGAUGUAAUCGUGUGUUGAGCCUGUCCCUCUGUGGUCUCGGUGGUUUUCAGCACUUUGCAAUCCUCCUAAAGUACGUCAUCCAUGUUGCCAUCCCUGAUAUCCCUGGCUGGGUUGCAGAGGAGAUGGCCAAGCUAGAAUACCGACGAAGGGAAGCUUUCAAGGUAUAGUUGUAUCAUAGCUUGAAAGACCUUCGGCCAAUGCAAGGCUUGCUGUUGGCUGCACUUUGUUUUCUUCUACACAUGUAUCCCAUUGUGUCCCCAGUUCACUGGUGUGUACAGUGCAAAGAUGUGACAACUUUUCUGACUGCUUGUUUGUGAAGUUCUUGUAUCACAUCAGCAGCACUUUUCCUGGCAGUGCUUGGUUUACAUCUUAACAGGAAACAGAAAAUACCACUGUGCCAACAAGUCAGCAUUUCAUCUUAGAAAAAAAGCUUUUUGUGUGAUCUAAUAACAGGACAGGAUAACCGUUUCUGUGAAAGUAAAACAUAGAAGUAAGUUAACAAUGCCAAAGCCCCAGUACUACAUUAGUAAACUAGUUUUAAAACAUUUGUAUGAGGCUUAAUUUGUAGGGAAAAAUAUUGUGUGUCUACCUUGGUUUCAUUCACUCAAACAGUUUAGAAAGUUUUAAUGUGUGAGCACAUUUAGCUGAAAAAACAAACGCAUGUUCAACCAGGAAAUAUAGUAAUGUACAUGAGAAACUCUGAAUCAAGAGGACAUUUCCAAUAAAACAAAUGAUUAAUUUACAAACACCAAUUCCAAUAAAGUUGGGACAUGGUGUGAAAUAGAAUACAAUGAUUUGCAAAUCUUUUCUGACCAAUUUUCAAUUAAAUUUACUACCAAGACAAAAUGUUGAAUGUUCAACCAGCUUCUCUUGGCCCGAGCUCAUCUGAGAUGGACUGACCCAAAGAGGAAAAGAUGGCUGUGGUCUGAUGAGUCCAUGUUCAAAAUUAUUUUGGAAAUCAUGAAAGUGGUAUCCUCUGAGGAGGACAAGGACCAUCCGGUUUGUUAUCAGGUCAAAGUUCUAAAUUUAGCAGAUGAUAUGGGGGUGUGUUAGUGUCCAUGGCAUGGUACAUACAGGUUUUUAACAUCUGCUGCCAUCUAAGUUACGACUUUUUUAGGGCCAAGACACAUUCUGCAGGUGUUACAACAGCAGGCUUUGUCAUAAAAGAGUGUGGGUACUUGACAGGCUUGUCUGUAGUCUAGACCUGUCUCCCACUGAAAAUUGGUGGCCCAUUAUGAAACGCAAAAUACGACAACAGAGACCCUGGACUUUUGAGACACUGAAGUUGUCCAUCAAGUAAGAAUGGGAAAUAGUUCACCUCCAAAGCUUCAAUAAUUAGUGUGCUGAGUUCUCAAACACAUAUUAAGAGCUGUUCAAAGGAAAGAUGAUGUAACACAGGGGUAAAUAUAAUCCUGUCCCAGCUUUUUUGGAACAUACUACAGCCAUCAAAUUCAAACGGAGUGAAUAUUUGUAAAAAACCCUUUGAACUUGUCUUUGUAGGGUAUUCAACUGAAUACAGGUGGGAAAGGAUUUGCAAAUCAUUGUGUUCUGCUUUUUAUUCACAUUUACACAACAUCUAAACUUCACUUGUACUUUCAAAAGGAACCAAACCAAAAUAAUCAGUCUUGUUGUUAUUGGUGUUUUUUUGUGUGGGUAAAAUGCAGACAUCACUAAAAACUCAGAGGAGCUUUAAAAUAAAUAAGUUUCAUCAACAAAAGUUCAUAAAAGCACGAAUGCAAACUUCACAUUACAGCUACAUUAUUGAUUUCUGUCAGCAGAUAGAUUUUGUAUUUUGGCUGUUUGGAUAGUUCAAGGUUAUUUUAUGAGCACUUUUCAAGAAAAAUCUCUGCACAAAGCAGACACAGGUUUAUUUCAAAAUGAAUAGUCAUCUUCAACUUUGAUCUCCUAAACUCUAGAUAUCAGUGAGAGAGUUAAGCUUCAUGAGGGGCUGCUGUUGUUGCCUGAAGCCACCAGAUGUCACUGUGAAGACUGAGAGAGUAAAGCACCAAAACUUAACGUCACUCCCAGACAAUGCUGUUAAAAAGAAAACCAUCAGACAAUGAGACAUACAAGUUUAUUUACUUUUAAUUUAACACACUGGUCUGAAAAGUUUUCCCUGGUUACUUUCCGUUCACUACCGCCAUGUAUUUUAUACACUUGUUCAUUAAGCACUGUCUUUUCCAUGUGCUUACUGUGUCAUGUGCUUCUCUCUUCCUCUGUGUCUUCUUCUUCACCUGACUCCUGUUGUAGAAACACGAGCAGCAGGCCCAGCAGCACUUCCAGCAGCAGCUCAGACGCCGCCGGGAGGAGGAGGAGCUCCAGCGUCAGGCCGAGCUGCAGGCUGAGGCCCGCCAGGAUAGUGACUACCACAAAACGGACUCCCAACACCAACACCACCACGACAAGACAUCAGGGGGCAAACCAGGUGAAAAGCCCAAGAGACCCAGCUCCCUUCUGGGGAAUAACAACGUGAUGAAACUUAAGCAGAUCAUCCCUCUGCAGGGAAAAUUCUCCUCAGGGACCUCACGCUCACCAGCUCAGUCCCCCACUGGAGGAGAGGCAAAGCUGCCUGGAUUUCUCAAGUUCUUGAAGUCACCUGAGGUGAAAAAGGAGCCGGCUGUAGCAGCUGGAGCAACACCAGGAUCAACAGUGGCCUCGUCAGUCCCCCCUGGUGGCCAAGAGAGAUCACAGUCUCCUAACAGGACAUUCAGUCCCGGGAAACUGUUUAGUUUCAGCAAAUCAGAGGGGACUGUCGUGUGUGUGAACGGGACACAAACAGCAAGUCAGCCUGCUAAUGCUCAGACAAACAGAGCUGAGUUAAACUCAAGCCAGGAGGAGUUACCUUCCAACGAGUCAGAAAAAGGAGAAUCAAGACAGUUGACUGAUUCAGAAAACUCUGGCUCAAAGAGUUAAUAAACACGAACCUUUAACAAUGUAAUCUAAUAAACUGAGAGCAAUGUAAACAGACAGUGAUUCGCCUGUACUGUAGGAGAACACGUUAGUCACAGGGGACCACAUGUAAGGUCAGCGAGCGGUAGACUUUCACCUCUUGAUGCAACUUACUCUGCACAAAGUAUUCUACUGUAUUAUUAACACUUGAUUAGCCAGCUUCCAUGUAAAAAGAUGUACAGUACAUGUAAGUCUGUGAAUGGGGCUUGAAUCUAAGGUGAUAGUAUUUGCAUGACUGCCUGGUUUUUAACUGCACCUUAACAGGCGAUGCUGAUGUAAAGGCUCAUUUUUUAAAAAACCAGGACUGACGCACUGAUGACUUGACAGCAGCUCCCCCUUCCCCCCGUCUGUUUCUCAUUCUAAUGCCUGUCUCUGAUGCAUGCUGCACCACAUGCAUGCAUUACACUUCCAUCACAUCUUUUCAGUUGUGGAGCACUUUUCAAGCCAUUGUAUUCUUCUGCAAUAGGUCAGAUUAUAUUCACUGUGACCAUAAAAAAAUAUUCUAUUUUUCUUAACUUUGGUUUUCUAUGAAUUAUUUUACUACAUAAAUUAGUGAAUGUAACUCUAAAAUGCAAAUAAACAUCACUUGAAUAAACAUCCAUCAAAAGAUAAAGUCCUGGCUUCCUGUGUUACAUAUAGAAAACAGGAUUAGAUGGUAGAACGAGUUUGUGAUGAUUUUUCACAUGAAAAAAAGGAGCAUGUAUAUUUUAAACAACUCUUUGUGUUGUUAAAUGAGAUACAGCCUUUACUGUAUGUCACAGUGAAAUCUAUACAAGAACCUAAGAAUUCAACAACAGUAUAUUUGUACAAGGAAUUUAAAAUCAAAACGUUGAACAGUAAACAAAUCUCAGGCAUGAUGACAAAUAUGUGUAGAAUGAACACACUCUUCUUUGAAGAGCUAGAACUGUGAAACUGCCUGAAUACUGCACAAGUUAGACCAAAGAAACUGAAACUUCUGGUUAUACUACAAAUGAUCCAAAUUGAACAUAAUGUGAUUUUUCAACCUUUUUUUUUUAACAAUUUGUUGUGACAGGAAAAAUGUCCAUUGACGGUCUCAACAGUUAACACAAACAUCGAAAAUGUCUCAGAUUGCUGUUUUUAGGUGUGCAAAGACGGAUGUUUACAGGAGAUGAAGAGCAGAAGUAUCUCAGGUCUUUUGUUUUGAAUUCCUAAAGAAUAAGUUGACUGAAGAAACUGCUUAACGUAACUGACUUAAAUAACUGAUGGAAACGAAACGGCGAGUUAUUUGUUACCAAAUACAGGGUCUGAACAAUCACAUUAUUAACACUGUACAAAAAUAAUACAAUAUGCCUUUUCCAUUUUGUGAUUAACAAAAACACACACUGUACACUGAUCAGCCUUUUGAGCAAACUUGAAUGAACCCACAGACAUCACUUCAGCUACAAACCUGUCAUUACUCUUUAGGCCUGUAUACCAAGGUAGAAGGGCUGCUGAUAAAAUAGUGAUACAAAAUAAGUCUGGCUACAGAAAAACAGCUUUCAUCCUCUGUUUUUUUUUACUGUGUUGGUUCAAAUUAGUCAUAAUAAUAUGACUUGACGAUUCUUUCAACUCAACUUACUUCUUUACCAACGAUAUAAAGAAAAUUGGCCAAACAUGUCAUUACCUUAUUUGUUUCCUUUUUUGAGCCCAAAACAAACCCCAAAUGGAUAAUCGAAUUUCAGCAACAAGAAAACACACUUAUUUGUUUUGAUUGCUGUGCGAACAGUAAAACAAUUUCAGUCAAACUUUAAAAAAAACUUUUUGGAGAGGGACACGUCACAAAUCAGGAUAAGUCACCUAAUAACAUCCACAGAAACAUGCAGAUCUCACAGACAAACAAGAACAAUGACAAUAUCUGGUUUUAAACCCUAAAAGAGUAUUCAGAGUGAAUUUACUCCUUGCAUAUUUCAAAGAAUCCUGUGUUAGCUAAAGCAAAGGGAGGAAAGAAAGGUGGAGGAAUAAGGAGGUAGAUUCCUGUUAUUUUAACUUGAGAUACUAAAAUCUGAGGCAGAGGUGUCUUGGGAGGAAAGAAACUGCUGGUCAAAGUAGAGCUGAGGGGAAACAUUUCUGUGUAUUUGGUAAAUGAGGAACGCAAAGGGAAUGCAAACAUUGAGACCAGUGUUUCUUAGGAUUUCUGUCAUGUCUGAUCUGAAGUGUGUGCCUUGUGUGCUUCAGGCCCAGGUUUGCAAACGUAUGUAUCCUGCGCCCAUGUGUACAUGCCAGUCUUUGCUGGGCUGCAUUUGCGUCACAGCAACUCAUGAAUCUUCAUUCAGCCCCUGACAGUCUGUUCUGGCAAUUUUCCGUGGAGGCGCCAUGUUCUCCCCUUCUGGCUGUUCUUGCUCUCGCUUUUUGGCUGCAUUCUGAUGAGAGAAAAAAAGGAGUUUGCUUAACAAAGUGUGAAACAGAAGGCAUCUGUUGUCUCAAAUGAUACAAUCAGCAUCAAUUCUUUAAUUAAAUGAAAUAUUCUAAACGCGUUACCUUUUUGUCCCACUGCUGAUGAAGAUAUCGCAGAAGGAUGUUUGUCUUCUCUGUGACUAUGACUGAGCAAAAGACAGAAAAGUGAAUGAUCAUUUCAAAGAAAGUGUAUUAGAAAAUGCAGCUCAGAUCGGGUGUGAGUGUGAGGAAUAUCAACUUGACUAACUCUCUCAGAGAUUACCACAUUAUAGACAAAUACACAACAACAAAAAAGGAGUUUGUGGGGAUACACGAUUGAGCAGGUUUUUUCAUAUUUUACAACAUUACCUAUAAGUGUUGGUUGUUUGGAUUUGACAUGGGCUAAAUGUGAAACUGUGAGGUACACUUGUGUUGGAGAAAGAUAAGACUGCCGGCUGCUCUGAACCGCCUGUUCGGAAAAUAACUCCAAGUAAGAUCCACACCAGGUUAGCUCAAACUGGGAUCUCCUUAAAAGGGCACCCUCGACAUAAAACUGUUUUCUGUUUAAGGAUUUUCCUGACCUUUCCCAAACUUCCCAGGUUAGACUGAGGCUCUAAAACAAAUGGCCGUAGUUUAUAAUUUGUCAUUUUUAAUUGUGAAAAUUUUUUCAACCCAAUAAGGACAACAUUUUAUUAUUGCAACAGUGGAGGAGAGUUCCGAAGCACUAGGUGCCAUAGUUUUAGAACUUUAAAUGCCUUAAAAGUGACUGAAAUAAAGUAUUUCAGACAGGGGCUAGAAUGAGGGUUUUCAAAGACUCCAGUCUGAAUUAAAUAAAGAAUUUACUGAGCUCUACACUGAGCAAAGCUAAGCUAAUACAAAAGUGAUUAGGACGAUCAAAAAAGCUUGAAAAUGAGGAUUAAAUUCCCUCUUGAUCCAUCUUACCAAAAUGUUUACUGAAAUGUGAACAUUUUACUCCCAAGCCCAGCAAAGCUCUGAUUCAGAUCAGACAGUGUCUCUGUAUUGAUUAUUGGUAUCUUUUAAAAUAAAUUUUAAGGCUCUUUUAUUGUUAAGCAAAGCUCUUUGUGUUCUAGCCCCUUCCUAUCUAUCAGAUCUACUUCUAACUCAUGAGCCUAUGAGAUACCCCAGCUCACCAGGUACUGGUCUUUUAAUAGUGCCUAAAGUACAUAUGAAAAAAUGAAUCUAAAAAAUGAAGUUAUGCAGCUUUGUACUGCAAAACAGCCCAUCUGAAGAGGGUGGCGCAAGGUAUCAACAUUUUUAAAAGCAGAAUCAACAACUACUUUUUUAGUCUGGCAUUUUACUUAGUUUUGCUAAUUGUCUUACUAGUUUUUAAUGAUUCUCUGCUCAUGUGAAGCUCUUUGUACUGCAUCUUGUUGUUUGAAAACAAGCCUGAUUGAUUGAUUGAUCAAUUGAUUGGUUAGUUUUCAAAGAUCAAUGCACUUACUCUGCUCUGAUGGAUACUCUCUGGUUGGAACAUAGACAGAUGGUCUGCGGUUCUAGAGAAAGUCAAAAUUCAUGUUAAGUCUACUAAACCAGACCAAACGACAUAAGUCAAAAAUACACUUCUUUGACCAAAGACUUGUUGUUUUGUCUUAAAUGUGAGAAACAAUAAGGUAACUUACCGAUGCUUUGCAUACAGAGUCUGCAUGAAACCUGCUGAAGUUAUUUUUGUUGUAGACAGGUAGUCCUUUGAGGAACUCUCCCUGGAACCAGAACAGACAAAAGAGGCAAAAAAAAUCGUUUUAAAAGGAAACUAAGUGUGAGGUGGCAACGUUGAUGCCAUCAACAACAACCAUAGAGGAUAACAGAGAGCAGCUUGUUCCUAAAGUUCAACUAAAUACAAAGGCACUUUCAUAUCCAGUACUUCCCACACCGUAACACAGUUAUUGGCGCCUAUAAAGAUAAACUACUUAAAGCUUACAAUACACAAACAGAGUAGUAGCAGCAGACGUACCUUCUCCAUUUCUCCCCGGUCUUCAGAGCACGUUGAGGGUGAAAAACAGCAGACGUUGCUGCUGUAGCUAGCUACUACCUAAGCCCUGUUGUCUUUGUCGUAGCCAGGACACCGGUGUGUUUAUCUGUUCGACAGCUUCCUACGACCGCUAUAAACUAUUAACAACGUAGGAUAUCGGUAUCAUGGCAUCGUGCCACUUAAUAUUAACAAAGAAAUAGCUCCUCUGUUUAGAUUACUGUAUCAGAAUCGAAAGCGAACGUCCUUAAAGAGCUGACUUGCCCGUUGUUCCCAACUCCAUUUUUGUUUUUCUGUUCGGGGGCGGUUACCUUUUGCAAUUCCUAGAAUUUCAUUGGUUGAAGAAUGGUAAAUCUGUGACGAUAGAGAAAAACAGUGCGCUGAUUGGUCAAGGUUGAUUAUGUAAUAGACAUACACUCGCCACAUACUAAACAUGCGGGCUUAGGGGCACAAAAAACAAUGAAGUUUUACACGACUGUAGCACUGACUGUAUGUACUAUAUAUGCAGUCAAUGGACUGUAGCUAAACAUAACGACCUUCAUGCAUUAUACUUCAAUGUAACAGGUGACUUUUACACAGGUUGUUUACAGGGGUGUUUUUGUAAUCUGUCUAUGUACUUUAUUAGUGUUGCCUAUUGUAAGUGGUCAUGGAUACAGAAGUUAAGAUAUCUAAAACGUGAUUUAACAUUUGAAAUUAAUCGAACUAAAAACAGCUCAGUGACUGCAAAAAUGUGUUAGCCAAAUCUGGAGGUGAGGGAUUUUUUAAGUAUGGCUCUUAUACAUGUCCAUUUCUGCUCAAUGAGUGCCUUUCCAGCCCUCAAAAACUUACUUUCAAACGAACUAUUAAAUGAAUUUAAUGGUGAAGUAAAGUUUCCUUUACAUUGAUUAAAUUAUAAAAUCAAGAAAUUCGUGUGUAAACAUCAACGAAAUCUGCAAACUACAAAUAAAAACUACAUUUCACUAUUUAUUUAUGAUGAUUAAAAUACCUAACUUAACAUCUGAUCUUUGGAUGGAUAUUUUGUGGCAAGUCCAUUUUACUUGAAUUUGAUAUUUUCAUUAUACUGAGUAAAUGGGAGCCAAAGGUUACAACUUUCACGAGGGAAUGGAUACUGUGCAGUCUCAAAUGGUGGGGUAAGCUCUUGCUCAGACAUCUCUCCUGGUUUUGCCUGCUCUGUCUUUUUAACAACUCUCUACAUGCUCUUUUCUUUGUUUUCUCAACCCUCUCUCCUUCUAGGAAGCAGAGCAGCCUCCCUGACCCUGUGGGGUAUGAAUUCAUGCCCAAGGAGGCCUCUCAUUCCUGCUCUUUCUCCCAUCAUGUUAUGUACAACUCACUACAUGUCCUUCUCAUUGCUUUCUUUUGGUUUGUGAAGGCCACAUGGUCGGCAAUAUCAGUGUUUUCACCAGCUAAAGCUUGUGUGUAUGGAGUCUGGGUCCUUUUACCACGGUAUCGCUAUUUGUGUUGUGGUUCUACAGGUGAACAUGGACAGUGGGCGCAGGAAUGGCAGAGGAAACUGUUGAGUUUUUAAAGAAAGCUUUUAAGAAAAGUGCGAGCUGAAAGAUCUCAGUGAUAAACUGGCUGAAGCUGUCCAUCUAUCCUGAAUUUAUCACUUUGAUUUUUGAUCAUAGUACACGUACAUUCCUCACAGAUUCUUUUUAUUUUCUCAGUCAAUCAGAAUAUCUGUUUCUUUAUUUGAAACUUCAACACAGAUUUUUACAGGAAUAAUUUUAAUAGUGAAUGAAAUGGUUUCCCACACACACACACACACAAAAAUAACAAGACACCUGCAAACAUCUUAACCAAACAUUAUCGGUCAAAAUAACUAGGUGAAACUGUAGAGCUUGUUUACUGAUGGCAAAAGUUACUGGUUUGCUGUUGGCCAGUUUUCAUUGUCCUACUUGUUAUUAAUGCAGAGCGACUGCAAAACAAAAGCCCCACCCAGUAUCACCAGUUAACCCAUUCAACGUGUCCUCGCUGCUAGAUUUCCAAAUCCAUGUCUCUUUCCAGACAGGUCCUGACAGGGGUCUUCAGUGGGUGAGGGAUUUGCGUCCUUUAAGCAUGCGUCGCAGAAUAACCUCAAUGCCACUUCUUGAGCUGAUUCUCUUGAUCCAGCCAUGGGUCCUCUUUCUUUUGAUGUUCUUGGGCUGAUACUCCGUUCCUCUUUUCCUUGUUCGUAUCUGCUGGUACAUCCACGGACACUGCUGGAGUACUUCUGAACCCUCCGCUUGUGAAGAAAGAGGCCCACAUCUGUAAACCAGGGGUCCUGUGGUUGCCCUGGGCAUCAUCCAGUUGCUGAAAAAUCUGAGGUGAGAGGAGCCAGUCACAGCCACAUUCCCUGCAGGUAGACUGUUAGAAAAGAAAUAGAAAAGAUAGUCAAAAUUGCCCUAGACAGUCAUAUUGGCAGGGGGUGACACUAGCAAUACAGAAGGUGCUCCUUUCCAGCAAUCUAUUUGGAAAAGAUUAUUAAGACAGGUAUCUGUUAAAGAUUCUACUGGCGGCCAGCAAGAAGGCUGUAGCAUGAAGGUGGAUGCAGGCAGCUUCCCCAGCAGUGACUGACUGGAUAGAUACUGUAAAUGCUAUACAGAAUAUGGAAAGAAUGACCUUCUCACUAAAUCACCAGGUGGAUAAAUUUCUGCAGUACUGGGAAAAAUGGAUUGUGUUUGUGAACUCACAACCUGAUGCUCGAGCCAUUAUUGUAUAAUAUCUGACAUGUAUUUCUAUUUGUGAUAACAACAACAGUAUGAAUGUACAGGUGACCAAUUGUAUGCUUCAACAUGUUCAGUUGAGUGUUUCUAUAAAAAUCAAGUAUUGAAAAAAUGCCCCAGAAUGCUAAUAUCACACUGUGAUCGAGGUGUUUCAUGUGUAAAGGAGUCUCAUGCAGCGAUCCUCAGCAUUGAAAUUACAUUUGAAAUCAAAUGUUAGCAACUGACUUGACACCAAACUAUGUUUUUUCCAUUUAUUUCAUGGGUGUCAAACUCAACCACAGCAUGGAUUUAGGUCUAACCUGAGGGCCCAACAGGGUCAACAUUUAACCCAAACUGUCAGCCUCCUUUUAAAAAUAUUUAUAAGAAAAGCAAUGUUUAGAAACCAGGAAAUUCAAAAAAGUAAAAAAGAUAAGUUUAAAGGCAAUCUGAAAUUAAAAAAACAAAAAACAAACAAACAAAAAAAAAAAAAACCCAAUAUAUUAGUUCAAAAGAACAGGACACGAUAUUAAAAAUAGAAAAACAAUGCUUUUAAAGAGCAAAGAUAUGAGGAGAAAGUUGCAAUCAUAAGUUUGAAGGGUCAAAACACAGGAUAAUUUUGAAAUCAAGAGUGUAAAGUUAAAAUGUGACUUAAAUUUUAAAAUUGGAAUCAAAAGGAUUAAAACGACAUAAGACUAAUUACUGAGCUGAAAAAAAUCAAGCAUGAAAUAAAAGGUCAAAUCAUGUUUGACUUGUAAUGUUGAGAUGCAAAAUUGGAAAUAUGAAUAUAUAUAUAUAUAUAUUUCCCCCACAUUUUUGACUAUUAAUAAAAUCUUCUUUACUCUUACAGAUUUUCAAGGCUUAUUGAGGAUAUUUUAAAUCAUAUUGCAAAAGUUGACAUUGUUAUACUGGAGGGAAUCUGCAGACCUCAUACUGGUGGGCCAAUAAUAAUAGAAAUAUGGUAUGAUCUCGUGUGCCAAAUAGAAUUGUUCCACGGGUUAGAUUUGGCCGUCGGGCCUUGAGUUUGACACCUGUGACUUAUUCAUAUUUGAAAGAUUGUGAAAAAUAUAUUUUGCAAAUUUCAUAGACCAAUUCGAGCCAGACGGUGUUAGAUUCAUGCAGAUUUCACACGACUGUAUUUCUCAUGACUCUGUGUUUUAAAAAGCCGAUGAACUGUGAUCAGUUAAAGUAAUCAUAAGGGCCAUUGACUGAAAUGGUUCGGGUCUGGCUCCACUGUCGACCCGUAGAGGUCUGAUUACACCAUUAGCUGUGACUGUGAUCUACUGCAGAUGAGGCCAAAACCUCUCUUCAAAGUUCCUAAGUAAUACUGUGACUUUUUAAUGUCUAACGUCCCCUGCAGACGGCAUCAGUAAAACCUACUUUGAGUUUCUGUAGGAUAAGCUUCUCCUCAACUCUAAGCAGAAAUCAGGUGACUGAAAAUUAUUCCCAAUCAGUCGGCAUGCUAGCUUGGCAUCGUAAACUACCCAUAAUGCUAACAUACUGCUAAGCUAAUAUGCCAAUGAUAAUGUCAACAAUCUAACCUAGCUUUGUUGUUUGUCUUUUGUAUGAAUACGUCGACUCGAUUACCUUGUGAUAUAACAGUUGCCCCGCAGUCGGGAUAAGGACGACCGUAUGAUGUUCAUUUUCAGAUAUUUACACUUAACACAUGCAUGAGAACAGUGAAUGUCACAGCUCUGCAAGGCACCAGCGAGCACGGAGCGCAAUGAUUGGCUUAGACUACCGAGCCAAUCGAAAGGCGUUUUGCUGAAGUCUG